UCGCCCGUUCCCCCCCUCCCCCCACGUGCUCGGCUUUGUGCGGGGCGGGCGGGCGGCCCCCGCCGCUCCUUUCGCUUUCCCUUUCGCCUCCCGCCCCGCUCCCAUGGCGGCCUGGUUCAGUUUCAGGGCUGAGGACGAGACGGAGGACGAGGCGUACUUGUGGCGGUACGACUCUACUUGGGAGGAGGAGGAAGAGGAAGAGAACGAAGAGGAGGAUGGCGGCAGUGGCGAAGGCGGCCAGCCGGAGGGAGCGGAGGCGGCGGCCGGGGAGGAGCCGGAGGAUGCGGGGGAGCAGCCGAUGUCGAGCUGGGUGCGGGGCGCCCAGCAGGCCCAGCCUAGAUGCUAUACUUUGUGGCUGAAGCUGCUAAGGUUUUUUUUCAAUACUGAGGAGCAAAGAUCAAAUUCAUCACUGCUGUUCCAGAGAGGUUUGCAGUUCUCAAGCAGGCGCAACUGGAAUGCAGCAAAAGACCUGCAGAGAUACAGGCAUCAUUACCCGGGGUUGAUAGAAUCAGAAAACGAGGAGGAGGAGGAGAUGUGGAACUUAAGCUUCUACAAAAACGAGAUUCGUUUUUUGCCCCAUGGUUUGCAUAUUGACACUCUGCUUGAAUCUUGGUGGAACAACUAUGAAGUUCUGGAGGAUAACCAUUCUUACAUACAGUGGUUAUUCCCUUUACGUGAGCACGGGAUGAACUGGCGUGCCAAACCACUCACCUGGAAAGAAAUCCAGGCCUUUAAGAAGUCCAAGGAAGUUAUGCAGAGGUUUGUCCGUGCUUACCAGCUCAUGCUGAAGUUUUAUGGGAUCACUUUGGUCAAUGAGGAAACUGGAGAGCUGAAGAGAGCAGAGAAUUGGGCUGAACGAUUUCAGAACUUGAAUCGGUUCAGCCACAACAACUUGCGGAUCACUCGCAUCCUGAAGUGCCUGGGGGAGAUGGGAUAUGAACACUAUCAAGUGCACUUGGUAAAGUUUUUCCUAACAGAAACUCUUGUGAAGGAGACAUUACCAAAUGUCAAGAAAAGUGCCUUGGAUUAUUUCCUGUUCACCAUCAGAAACAAAAAGAAGAGGAGAGAACUGGUGCACUAUGCUUGGCAACACUUCAAACCUCGAAGCAGCUUCGUGUGGGGGCCGCAUGACAAGCUCUUCAAGUACAGACCCCGCUCUGCCAAGUCACAGCUGCACCAAAAGGCUGAAGAUAAACAGGAAACUCCUGGUAAAAAAUCUGAUAGUUCUGUGGGAGAGGAUCAGAGCCAGGCCCUAGAGAAGGAACACAAAGCUGGAGAUGCUGCAGAUUUGCAGCCUGAAGUGAAUAAUGAUGAUGUAAAAGACAAGAUAAGUGAAUGUGCUUUGAAGGGAGGAGAUGAUGAAGAAAAGAAAGAGACUGCACUUACGCAGCAGGAAGAGAAGGGUUCAAACAGCGAGGGAGGAGAUGAAGAAGAGAAGAAAGAGGCUUCACUUACCCAGCGGGAGGAGAAGGAUUUAAGCAGUGAUGCUGAAGAAACGCAAGGUACAGCUGAGAAUGAUUGUACGAAGGAGAGCAAGAAGAGAAAGCUGGAUGCGAAUGUGACAGAUGCUAAAAGGAAUGGAGCACUGAAAAGCCCUGACAUUGAAAACAUUUCCCGUAACCUAGGAGAAUGUGCAAUCCAUGCAGAAAUCCCUUCCUCAGCUCUGCUCUCAGAAGGAGAGCAGGACCAGACCAUGCUGAAAGACAAUGAUGCAAGCACCAAAGAGUCGUCGGCAGCGGAGAUCGCUGAUGCUGCUGUGAAACGCAGGAAAGUUGAUGAAAAACCAUCCAAAGGCAAAGUAUUCAACUUGGCCAUAAACCUUAACAUGGGGGCCUCUGCCUCCACUGCCAAGCUAAACCCAUCUGCUGCAAACACCGAGGCUGAAAAUGAAAAUGUCAGGGAGGAAAAACCAACUGCAAAAGUGGCAAGUGAGAAGGGGAGUGGUGACGCAAAUAGUGCGGCUGAAAUCCCCCUGGGUGGUUCUGAGCUCCCUGAGACUGAUUUGUCUUCUUCAAUAAGUGAGGGCUUGGAGUCGAGUGGACAUAAAGUCACAGAAAAGGGUGAUCAGCACCACUGUAAUAGCACACUGCUGGAAACCAAAAGUGAGGUAGAUGCUGUAGAACAACCUAAGGCUGAAAAUGCAAGUGAAACAGGGCAAGUGGAAGUCGCAGGCAAGAAACAAGUUCUAGAGAGUCUUGAGCAAAGCAUGGCAUCCACUUGUCCUGAAGAAGAUGGUGCUGGGCUUGCAACACAAAGUCCUGACAGCUCUGAGCAUGCAGCAGAACCUUCUGAAGAGCAGGCUGCAGCAGAAUGAAUCCAGCACGGCAAGCAUUGGAGCGAGCAGAGAUGACAUUGCCCUACCUGCCAGGAGCCAGCUGUGCCAAUUGGGGUAGCAGAAGUGCACAGGAGAAUAAACUUCUUAUUCUUUGGUCUGAUCCAGGCUAGCUCCUACCUGACUUUCUUCCACAGGUUUCUAGUCAUGUGUAGUAACUUCAGCCCCUGGUUACCCUAAGGAGGAAACUCAUCUUCAUGGACAGGCCGUACCCUGUUGCUCUUUUUUUUAGUGAUGUUCAGGACUACCUUGGAGCAGUGGGGAUUUUUGCACUUUGAUUUUGGUAUAUCCCUUCUUAAAUAGAGGAGGAAAAUGGAUCUGUUUUCUUGUUUGAACUAGUCCAGUGUUUAUUAAAUACAUGAUUUUUAAUACAAGGGUGACCUAAUUUGCCAGGCCUUUCUGUCACCAUUUAAGUUCUGUAGAUCAUUUUGAAUGACUAUACCUUCCUGGGAGAUCUCUUCCUGGCAAAGUUGCUGUUUACCUGAAAGAUGCUGUUUGCUAGGGUGCAAAAUGCUGAGUAAUUUGUUCUCUUUAUCCCCCACAGAAGUUCCUCUGUUGUACUUGUUAGAGUUGUUAAGAACACGAAUUUCUAAGAGAAAAACCUCCAGACUUCACAGAAAGCUGUUCAGAGCUCUUCUCCCUCAGGCUCUUGCACCACUUUCAGACCUUUGAUAGUCAUCCACAGAUACUCUUGCUCAAGGACCUACCUUCCUCAACCCUCCAAACAGAGCAAGUAUUUGUUUGCCACUGCCUCUUUUCUGAUUUGCUGCUCAUUUUCAGUGGCCUUUAGGGCCACCUUUCUCCAAGCCUACUGCAUGAAGUUAGACAUGUCAGAUUUAUCCCACUUCCUAGUUAGGGCAGGAUUGUUUUACCAUUAAACAUCAGAGUGUCAGACAGUGAGGGCAUGUUCGAGUGCAGCACGUCUGGAAGCCACUGGGCUUUGUGGGGCAGUUAAUUGAAACUUUAAUUGGAGGAGGUAUGCUUGUCUGGUUCACUUAUUUAUAACCCUCAAGAAUUUACUUUGAGAUCUUGCCAACUCUUUGCCUGCCUUAAUGUUCCUGACCUCCCUGUCAGCUCUUCUGCCUGACUUGCACACAGUUUUCAGCCAAAUCUGGAGGAGCAUUAAACAAUUCAGCAUUUUUUUGCUCCUAGAGAUUUACAACAGAGGACCUGUUUCAUGAAGCAGUGGAAACUGCUUUCAAGAGCCAGAAGGUCUGAACUUGGCCUGUUUGCACAGCUUGUUUGGUUUGGUUUUGGGGGUUUUUAGGUGCUGUUUGGUUUGUGUAGGAGGUGGAGCUGCUGCAGUAGCUAUGCACUGCUCAUGUUGUCCCUCUCUGCUACAACUCUGAGGGAAAUUCCUCUUUCAAGGAAUUUGAUCAGUGAUUUGCCUUCCCCUUAGGUCCUGGUCCAGUGUGCCACGUACAUGUGUGGGAGUAAAAGGUCUGCAAGUUUAACACCUAUCCCUUCAUGCUCACACACGUGCUGGAGAGAGGUGUUUAAUGCUCUUAAAAUACUUGAGUUUGGUUCUUUACUUUGGGAUUUAAUGAUUUUUUCCUCUCUUGUGAACAAAUGGGAGUCAAAUUGCCAACAAGGAUACAUAUAACUACAGAUAUAAAUACUUGAAGGUGUGGAGUGCAAAAUCUUUCCUAAAAGGUUCACAAGAAAAUUGUUAAUCAUGGCUUUUUUUGUACAGAUUUACAGUAAUUCUUUCUUCCUUUUUAAUUUAAUGGAGCUUUCAUUAUAGAUAUGUGCUCAGUUGGGGCAUAGCUCAUAACUCUUAACUAUGGUGAUGUGUGAUGUGGUUUUGUGUUUAAUGGGAUUUCACUGUGAGCCCUGGUCUGGAGUUACCUGGACCAAACUGUUGCCACAUCAUGGUCAGGUUUAGAGUUUUGGCUGUAGGUGUUUGCAGUGAAUUCACAGGAUGUUUUCCAGCACUCAAAGCUGUAUCACUGUUAGAUUAAUGUCACCUAUUAAAGCAUGACUUUGAUGCA
Pogoniulus pusillus (Red-fronted tinkerbird) is the source of this 4323-nucleotide messenger RNA. It is a transcript of the gene OGFR, whose product is annotated as opioid growth factor receptor. Bases 104 to 2314 code for a protein of 736 amino acids. Gene Ontology annotation, molecular function: opioid growth factor receptor activity. NCBI's taxonomy places the organism in Eukaryota, Metazoa, Chordata, Aves, Piciformes, Lybiidae. The record is from RefSeq and is a predicted model, not a curated record. The transcript has 9 exons. Gene Ontology annotation, cellular component: membrane.